UCGCGUAGCUGUCGUGAAGUUAUCACUAGUUCCUUUAGUAGCGCUUCUGACUCUAGUUAUGCAUGGACCCCCCUACAUUUCAAGUAGUAUUUUUUUAAAACAAUAGAUAGUCGGAACAAUGACACAAAAUCAUUUGCCGGGGAUGGAGACGUCCGCAAUAUCUGUCCUGAAGCGAGCGGUAGAGCUGGACCACAGCGAGCGUUUUCAGGAGUCUCUGAUCUGCUACCAGGAAGGCAUUCAGCUGCUCAUCGACGUGUUGAAAGCCGUGAAAGAUGACUCGAAGAGAGGACACUACAGGGAGAAGAUAAAGGGCUACAUGGACAGAGCAGAACAAAUCAAAGUUCAUGUGAACCAGAUGAAAGAAGAUGGAAAGUACCACGAGCAGAUACGAAUAUCGGAGGAUGCCACUGGCUACAGCUACGAGGCGCUGUUCAAGCCCUACAUCAGCAGCGCUCUCACAGAGGUCUGGGUGGAGGACCCGUACAUACGACACACGCACCAAUUGUACAACUUCCUGCGCUUCUGUGAGAUGCUGCUAAAAGCCUCCUGCAAGGUCAAACAGAUCCAUCUCCUCACUUCACAGGAUGAAGGUGACAGCAGCCAGCAGAGCAGCGCUCUCGCAGAGCUGAAAGAGAGUCUCAGUGCUCGUCAAGUGACUCUGGAUCUGCAGUACUCCUCCACUAUCCACGACAGGGAGAUCAGGUUCAAUAAUGGUUGGAUCGUAAAAAUAGGAAGAGGGUUGGAUUACUUCAAGAGACCUAAGGGAAGAUUCUCCAUUGGAUAUUGUGACUAUGACCUGAGACAGUGCAAUGAGACGACCGUAGACAUUUUCCACACCAAACACACAAAAACUCUGUGAGACGUACAAAGCUUGUUUUUUUUUUUUUUUUUUUCCUGAAGUUGAUUUUAUUACUUACCUGCUCUCCACACACACACACACACACACACAUACAGGGUUGUUGGAUUUGCUUUAGCAUAAAAGUUACAUGGGGUUAAACUUAUAACAAGCGGUUUUACUAUUUCCAGUUUGUCUUAAACACAUCUCUUUGGUACAUGUUUAAGAUGUUUAUUUUUAUGGGUAAUGUGUGCACAAGAGUAUCUUUUUAUUUAAUAUUUUUAUAUCUUAAUUUUGUUUUCCUAUGAUGCCUCUUAUGUGCUUUUGUAAACUCUCUUAUAAUUAUGGUUGUCUCUACAGAAGGCCAUUUUUAUGAUGCUCCACCGCCAUCUAGUGGACGAAAUCAUUUUUUCCCUCUAAAAUGAUUUUCUCAUAAAAGUAUUUGAUAUUACCAUGUGUCUGUUGCACUACUUAAAUGCGCCAUCUUAAGAUCUUGCCCACUUCCUGCAUAUUCAGUGCCUUUCAUUUGAACCAAUUUGAUAAUAACAAUUAGUUCUUCGAGAUUCAUAACUUUUAAAUCUGACUAGAAAUAACUUUAACCCAGUGAAGAAGCAUUUCAGUGAGCCGACUGCAGCAGAUUGUACAAGAUUAAAUAUGUCAUGUAUUAUUUUAUUUAUCAUGAAGUAGACCUUGACUUAGAGACUUGUGAUGAAUGACUGGAACUGACACUGUGUUUGCUACCUGAGUCCUUACUGCAUGUUACUUGUAUUUGAAACGAACUGACCUACAUGUUUUUAUCUUGAAAUUGAAAUUAAUAAAAUGAAAUAACAGUUUAA
Messenger RNA from Mugil cephalus (flathead mullet), 1671 nucleotides. RefSeq names its product MIT, microtubule interacting and transport, domain containing 1 (gene mitd1). The transcript has 7 exons. Gene Ontology annotation, cellular component: midbody. Gene Ontology annotation, biological process: midbody abscission. NCBI's taxonomy places the organism in Eukaryota, Metazoa, Chordata, Actinopteri, Mugiliformes, Mugilidae. The coding region runs from base 119 to 859 and encodes 246 amino acids. The record is from RefSeq and is a predicted model, not a curated record.